Molecule: messenger RNA, 252 nt
Organism: Arctia plantaginis
Lineage: Eukaryota; Metazoa; Arthropoda; Insecta; Lepidoptera; Erebidae
Source: the annotation of a GenBank genome assembly
AUGCGUGGUGAGCGGCGCGGUGACAGAUCGCGUGGCCGCGGCCGCCGCGCGGUCGCGCGACCGUCAUCGCCCUGCGCGCCUCAGCCCGCGCGGCUGCCGGCGGGACGAGGGUUGGAAACAGAAACGCCAAAGAAAGAGAGAAAGCGAAGCGAACGCUGCGGUCUACGGGACGCCGGGCGGCGCCGCCGGCAACAUGCUAAGCGGGCGAACGAGCACAUGCGCGCCGGCUCGUGCCGACCCUGGUUACCUUGA